Orcinus orca (killer whale) is the source of this 883-nucleotide messenger RNA. Its product is annotated as death-associated protein kinase 2-like. The transcript is spliced from 4 exons. The coding region runs from base 16 to 273 and encodes 85 amino acids. Lineage: Eukaryota; Metazoa; Chordata; Mammalia; Artiodactyla; Delphinidae. The record is from RefSeq and is a predicted model, not a curated record.
GAGGUGAGGAAGGCCAUGCCUGUGGACAACCAGCAAGCCCUGGUGCGCAGGGAGUCCCUGGUCAACCUGGAGAACUUCAAGAAGCAGUAUGUCCGCAGGCGGUGGAAGCUCUCCUUCAGCAUCGUCUCCUUGUGUAACCACCUCACCCGCUCCCUGAUGAAGAAGGUGCAGCUCAGGCAGAAUGAGGACCUGAGGAAUUGUGAGAGUGACACAGAGGAGGACAUCGCCAAAAGGAAAGCCCUCCACCCCCGGAGGAGGAGCAGUACCUCCUAACUGGCCAGGCUCAAGGUGGCCACCACGGAGGCCUGGGCCCCGCAGGGCUCCUUUCUAUGCAGACUCUUGGACCCCGCUUGUCGCCAGCACCCAGGCAUUCUGCAUCCCUGAGCACUUUGCAAGAGAGAUGGGCAUGCAGGAUUCAGAAGCAUUUGCAGGGGAGCCAGGAGACCCUGGGAGCUGUGGCUGUCACCUCCUGGGAAUGCAGGAGACUCCAGCAUUCCCAAAGCUCUUAAUUCUCCACAAAAUGGGCUUUCACCUGCUGCCAACCUCAGAACCUGGGAUGGGGAUGUGGACCUAAGAAAAUUAUGCAAAUGACCAUCAUCAUCAUGGGUGAAGGUCAGAUUCAGGCAGCGUUCCUCACAGGAUGAGGGAGUUCAGAACCAGCCUGGUCAAAACUGACACCAGGAAGACAGAGGCCUCCCCCAUGGGAACAAGAUAAGAAGUGAAAUGAAUCUUGGGGUGUGAGGGACCAAUCCUGUGACCUCCCAGAACCCACGUGGAGUCCACGUGUCAUGCUGGCCAACAUAUCAGACCUUCUAAAGCAGCCCAUUUUCAGCCCACUGUGUUGUAAUUUUUUUCACUUUUAUUAAACUUCUGGUUUACCUGA